This is a messenger RNA of Lates calcarifer (barramundi perch), 981 nucleotides long. RefSeq names its product transmembrane protein 256 (gene tmem256). The coding region runs from base 82 to 426 and encodes 114 amino acids. The record is from RefSeq and is a predicted model, not a curated record. Lineage: Eukaryota; Metazoa; Chordata; Actinopteri; Centropomidae. The transcript is spliced from 4 exons.
AGCAGGAGUUUUAAAUAGACAGUGAAGGCAACAUAACCGUCAGUCUUCCGCCUGUGGGAUACAAGCACGCAGCUAGAAAACAUGACUGCUUCUGUUAUUGUCCGAAGGCUAGCGGCUCUGUCAGGGGCUUCGGCCGUGGCAGCUGGAGCAUACGGGGCUCACGGUUUCAAAAACACUGACCCUGAUGAUUACCGCAUAGUGCUUUUUGAAACUGCCAACAAGUACCAUUUCUACCACAGCCUGGCCCUGCUGGGUGCUGCCCACUCUGGCAAACCCGCUGUGGCUGGUACGCUCUUGAUAGCAGGUAUGGGGAUGUUCUGUGGCUCUCUGUACCACCAGGCUUUGACGGGGGACCCUGGCCUACGCAAGGUGGCUCCCAUGGGGGGCGUUGCUAUGAUCGCGGGCUGGCUCGCCAUGGUUCUCUGAACUGCAGAAGCUCACAUCUCCUCCAUGGGGACUGCUAUGCGACACUAAACUGUCAGACUGCUAAUGGAUGAACUGGGGGUUCUGUGAGAGUUGGCUGAGAAGUUGUGCUGAAGUGCUGAGUUAUUACUGUCACCCAUCUAACCACUCCCCUGUGUUAGGUUGUGGGUGUCAGCAGGUGAUAAGGUCACGACAGGAUUAUCACUUUUCACCCAUUGCUGUCUGUUUCUGAUUGGUGCCCUUUGAGUGUUUUGUUUGAGUUAAAAUGGAAAAGCCAGUGAGUACAGUAUGUUGUGUAUUUUGCCACCUCAGCAGUUUGUUGAUGUCAGUUUUGUACUGGAAAAGAAAAUCACUAAUGAGCUAAUGAUUCACAGUGCUGCUGGUGACUGAAUGAUACAGUAAUAUUUCUUUUAUUUCUUUACUUUUACUAUAUUUUCCUGCUACAGUAAAUACACUUUAUACAUAUCUGUAUAUUUAUACAGAAGAGGUGUGGGAAAUGCAGUAAAAUGAUGAAAGGCAUAUGAAGGAUUUAAAGUGAAAUAAAAAAUCUUUCUUACA